AUGAGGAAGUCCGGCCGACAUAUCCUCGAACCACCACCUGCUAUCGAUAUGGUGACACUGAUCUUCUUCCGGGUCCAUGCCUCAUCGUGGAUCAGAAUUAAUGACCACUAUGUAAUGCAGUUCACACAAAACCGGACGAGACCCGUACACAUCGACGGUUGUGAUCGCACCAUGGCCAGCACCGAUAAUAAAAACCGAUUCGUGUGGGUCAGUACAAGAAGCCAGCCGUUCGGGUCCAAGGCCAAAAAGGACCUCGAGGCGGCUCGAGUGAAGUUCGAGCGCACAUCACAAAAGAGGUUCAUCGAAAAUUGA
Exophiala oligosperma is the source of this 312-nucleotide messenger RNA. RefSeq lists its product as uncharacterized. The transcript has a single exon. The coding region runs from base 1 to 312 and encodes 103 amino acids. NCBI's taxonomy places the organism in Eukaryota, Fungi, Ascomycota, Eurotiomycetes, Chaetothyriales, Herpotrichiellaceae. The record is from RefSeq and is a predicted model, not a curated record.